AUGCGUCCUUCGGGCUAUCGUACGGCAGACGACUAUCUGGCGGCUAAGCAAUUUGCUGAAAAGGCCAAGGGUUCUCCACGCGAUCCAUCCAAGCCGUCCUCCUUGUUUGAGGCUUCAAAGAAGUUUAGCCCUGUUGCGACUCUCCCCGCCAACGAUUCCGAGUCCCCAAAUGAGAGAUUGACGCACACAGAGAACGGAAGAAUUGUGGCUGCCAGCGAAGACUCGAACGCACUGCUGCGAAAAUCUGGGGUGUCUACCAACAGGCCUGCCCUGGAAUUGACCAUGUACAUUCUGCUUGGACUCUUUGUCCUCAUAGCUCUGAUCUUUGCCGUAAACUGCGGUGCCAUGGUAGCUCGCUACAGGUGGGAGCAUGCUCGCAUUGCCAAGGAGGCCUACCGGCUUCAGCAUCUCUCGGAGUUGGCCAUGAACGGUCACAAUGAGGACUCCGCAAUGGAAAGUUCAGGCCCAACUGUAGCCCAAGACUACCAUUCUUCACAUUCUGAGUUCUUUACUGAGCCGGCUGUUAUCAACUCCCCUAGCGACUGGAAAACUGCCUUCCUUUCUGUCUGGAGAACCUUCGGGAGACGUUUUAGUAGAAGAGUCGACUCGAAUCAACCCAUGAGUGCGGAUAAUGACUGGGUAUGGCUGGGUCGCGAUGUACUCGAACGUCGGACGAAGACCAUACCAUCGUCCAGAGGCGUUACCAAGUUAGACCUCCUCCAGGACGCCGAACAGCAAGAAGAGGAGGAGGAGGGUGCGGCAGCGGCAGCGGGGAGGUCGAUACGUAAUUUACCUCAGCACAAGGACUCCUGGACGGAGAAUUGCCUUUUGGCUGAGCCUCCGGCGCCAUGUUCUUCAGUCCUACUCACGGAGGCUGUAGUUUUGCCCAUGCAGACCUCUUCGGACUUCUCCUCAGCUGGCGCCGACUAUCACUUUUGCCGACAAAACACCCUUCAGAGACCAUCAGCGCCAGGCAGACCUCCCCAGCUGCGUUCCAACGAUGAGGGCUACACCCGUCUACUGAGUGGUUCCGCCAAUCGAUGCCAGGACAAGUCACAAAUGGCUUUACCAGAGUCCACGAGCAAAGACCCAAAACCAAAUAAACUGCAUUUUUAUGAUUCCUCCGCCCCUGCCACAACCUUCUCGCCCUCCCAUCCACAAAAAUGGCAAGAUAAUGAAAACUUUUUUAUUCGUUUUCCGGAGACUGACACAAAGACUGCCUGUGGUCCUCCCUACGCAUCGACUGCCUACAACUCUCGAUCCCGGCGAAGAACUUCACGUCCUGUGUUGCCUCAAGCCGGUGGACCAGGUUGUAUCACUGAUCAGGCGGCCACCUGCUUCGGCAGUGCCUCUAAUCCACUGGGCUCGCAUCACCGUCACUCUGAGAGUCACAGGCAGUUGCUGCACUCCAAUUGGCCACAUCACAUGACAAUCUCUACGCCAUCGCCUUGGGUCCACAGAAAGUACAGUCAGGCGUCAGUCAAUCAGAGAUUUCCGCCGAAAUUGACUCUGACGCCAGAUUUGCAGCGUUCGCCACAGUGUCACUCUUUCGGCUAUCAGACCCUGCCAGCGAGCAACCUGGCUUGGCAGGAGUGCUCAGAUUCAGAGGUGGAUCAACCAGACGGCGCGCCAGUGGAGGCGAACUCUGAAUUCGAAACACCGCCUUCACCGCCCAUACGAACUUCGAGCAAGUUCUCACAGAGAAUAUCUUACAUCAGUUCCGGACAACAUGCCAACCUUUUCCGGCCAGUGAGCUUCCCAAGUAGUGUUAUGGUGCAAAGCCCUUUGGUUAUUAACACGGCCGUCAACGACGUCUACAACCUUCUCGAUUCGGAACCCUCUCUGCAGAAUUCCACCAGGUUGACUGCGCAUAACCGUCACUUUGUGUCGUGUGGAGCCGAAUGCCAAGUUAACGACGAGCAGUGUCCUCGACGUGCAUGGAGUCACAGUCGUAUUUUCCCCUCCAUCUCCGCGACAACUCCGAACAGCACUUCGGAGGACAUUCAGGGCGCUGGCGGAAGUAUCGUCAACUGCCCUCCAUCAGGCGACGCGAAACCCCUUUACAAUCUGCCUGACUGCUGUAAACCACUCGGUCGCGAUUCCAAGGAGACCCAGCUACCGCCCUGCAAAGCCUACAAGGUUGGCUACUGCUACCACCAGAAGGCACAGCCGGAGAAGGAGCGCUCGGUCUACGCGAAUUGCACCUUUGCUCUUUCUCCCAGUGCACUAUCCCGGUAUCACGCCCUAUUGCCUUCGAAGCAAUUGGUCGCCGGUAUGCGGCGGUCGAUAACAUAA
Dibothriocephalus latus is the source of this 2295-nucleotide messenger RNA. NCBI's taxonomy places the organism in Eukaryota, Metazoa, Platyhelminthes, Cestoda, Diphyllobothriidea, Diphyllobothriidae. The record is from the annotation of a GenBank genome assembly.